AAAUACAUUUUGUCACGCAAUUCCUAUCACCUUUCUUUAGCAAAGAAAGAACAUACACAGGUGUAUUAUCGCUGACCUAAUUUCCAAAUUUUGUGUGAUAAAGUUAGUAUAAAAGCAGUAGAAAUUUUGGUUAAGUCAUCAUUUCUUUUGAGUAAGAAAAUUUAUUACAAACAUGUCUCGCUUUGCUUUCCUCGUGUUGUUUGUCCAGGUUUGUCUGAUCCAGACUGCUCUGUGCGGGCUCUCGUGUGGUAAUCAGAUCUCUUACGCGCCCUCUGGUUGCGGACUCGGCGGACUAGAGCAAGUCAUCGAGAAGUACAGUGUUAGUGCACCCAGCAGCGUUAGUGCAUAUGAGUACAGUGCACCUAGCGUCAGCUACAGUGCGCCUAGCGUCAGCUACAGUGCACCUAGCAUCAGCUUGAGUGCGCCUAGCGUCAGCUUGGGUGCAUCUAGCAUCAGCAGCGGCUACGGUGCGUCGUACGGCGGUGUGGGUUUCGGAGUCGUGAGAGCUGAAGGCCUCAUCGGUGCGUCCGGCACCACGGCCGUCGCCGGAUCCGUGCCGGUGGCCGGCACGGUGGCGUUCAGUGGCACAGCUCCGGCGAGGGGCUCCGUAUCCAUCCAGGGCCAAUGCGGGUGCGGUUGCAAUGAUGUUAAACAAAAAUUGGUCCAACGAUGCUAA
This is a messenger RNA of Cydia fagiglandana, 676 nucleotides long. RefSeq names its product chorion class A protein Ld2/Ld41-like. The transcript is spliced from 2 exons. Lineage: Eukaryota; Metazoa; Arthropoda; Insecta; Lepidoptera; Tortricidae. Bases 173 to 676 code for a protein of 167 amino acids. The record is from RefSeq and is a predicted model, not a curated record.